This is a messenger RNA of Aspergillus candidus, 1616 nucleotides long. Its product is annotated as sugar phosphate isomerase/epimerase family protein. NCBI's taxonomy places the organism in Eukaryota, Fungi, Ascomycota, Eurotiomycetes, Eurotiales, Aspergillaceae. The coding region runs from base 315 to 1469 and encodes 384 amino acids. The transcript has a single exon. The record is from RefSeq and is a predicted model, not a curated record.
AUUAUGGACAUAUCAUAGAGAUUCCUAUAGCGUUCAUCCGCCGUUGGAUUUUAAAGUGGAAGACAUACCCUGUCAGUCCACCGGAUAUACACUCGCCCGCCAUCCACUCCCCGCAAUCUGGAUGACCGUUCUCGCGGAAGCCCACGGAUAGCCUAUAGCUUCAUGAUGGGAAGAGCGUUUCUCCGCCUCGUCUAGAACAACAUCUAUAACAACGGUGUCCACAACCAACGCAUAAAAGCAGGCGUGUCUCCCACGCCAUAAAACAGCUCACAUGUAUACAAUUUUCGGUCCAGCAAUUGCUACAGCUAAACACCAUGCCAACCCCAUGGCCCCCGACGACCAUCCCAAAUGAACCAGGUAUCGCCACAUUCUCCCUAGGCAAUUCCAAACACCACAAACUACAGCCUCGUCUCGAGGAAGCCGCCAAAGCAGGAUACAAGCAGAUCGACCUCUUCGAUGAAUGUUGGGCUUCCUACCUAGAGGAGCACGGGCUCCCGGGGGCCCAGCUCUGGGACGCCACGGCGGAGAACCUCGCCGUCGCACGGAAACUCGGCACAUUAGUGAAGUCGCUCGGGAUGCGCAUCGCGUGUACACAGCCGGCGCGCAAUAUUGAAGGCAUCAAAGACGCGGCUGAGCGGCGGGCUGCGCUGGACCUCGUCGCGCAGCGAUUCCCCUUCAUGCGGGCCUUCGACACAGACCUCGUCUUCCUAUGCGCCAGCAUCCGGAAAGACCCCGGCGUGACGUCCGAUCUGAAGACGGUAGCGCGGGAUCUCGCAGAACUAGGCGACAUGGCGAAAGCAUUCUCAGACACCGACGGCGGGCGUCCACUGCGGAUCGGAUACGAAGGGUUAUCCUGGGCGACGAGAAACACAUGGGCAUCUACCUGGGAAGCAGUGCGCAUGGCGAAUCGGUCAAACGUAGGGCUCGUGCUAGACGCGUUCAACAUACUGGCUGUGGAGUUCGCGGACCCGUACAACCCCGCUGGUCAUGGUCGUGUCUAUCCGACGCUGGGGGAGUCGAUUGACGUGCUGUGCGCGUCUAUGGCGGCGCUGGUCGCUACCGUGCCUGGAGACCGUAUUUUCUUCUUUCAGGUUGCUGAUGCGGAGAGGGUGGAUCCUGUGACUUUUCGGCGGCCGACGGAUGCGAAUGUCCCGGCUUUGAUGCCGUGGUCGAGGGCUCACAGGCUGUAUCCCUUUGAAGAGUCUCGUGGUGGGUAUAUGCCGGUUCAGUUGGUGGCUGCUGCUGUGAUUGCGACGGGGUAUCAGGGACCCAUGUCGUUGGAGGUUUUUAAUAGCUCUUUAAAUCAGCCGGAGAGCGAUGUGCCGGCCGGGCACGCACGUCGUGGGAUUGAGGGUUUGAGAAAGCUGGCUGAUGCUAUUCCUGAGGUUUCACCGUUUUGGGAGAUGUGGCAGCAGGGAUGUCGACAAUUUGGACAGAUCACGUCGUCGAUGCGUCCUGAGCGUUUAUGACAGGAUCGCGAGCUGUGCGGAGAUGAGUGAUGUUGCUAUACCACCUUUAUACAUACUAGGAGCGUUUUGCGCAACAACCAUGAUAGUAAACUCGUGGUUUUAUGAUUCGGGAUGUCUCACGGAAGGCUUUACAUUUGUACAUUAUCC